UUCCCACUAGCAGAUGAACAUGGCAUAAAGCCAGCCAGCCACAUCAACGUAGUUCUGACAACAAGUCGUCGACUGCUUGCACUUUUGGAUGUAUUUUUUACUAGCUAAAUCCACAGAUGAAUAGCCUGUCGUAACACCAAAGACAUUGUUUUACAACUAUAAAUUAAUGUUAAAACAUCAAGAUCGAUGUCAUGGAAUAGUCAGUCGUCUGUUGUUUUGAAGUAGCUAGCCUAGCGUUAAGGCUGGGUGUGUAAUGUCAGCUAGCUACGACGGCUUUAGCAGUUAGCUACGUUUUUCAAAGGAAAAGCGGUUGCUACCGUUAACUAGCGAAUAAUAAACCGCAUACUGGGUUGCCUGACGUUAGUUCGCUAGGCUAGUUAUCUAAAACGUUAAUCGGUUGGUUUUCUGUUAUUCCUUUGGAUGCGGAAGAUGGCCCAGUCACCGGUUGCGGUGCAAGUGCCUGGGAUGCAGAACAGCCGGACGGACCCUGAGGAGCUGUUCACCAAGCUGGAGCGUAUUGGGAAGGGCUCCUUCGGCGAGGUGUUCAAGGGCAUCGACAACCGUACCCAGAAUGUGGUGGCCAUCAAGACCAUAGACCUGGAGGAGGCUGAGGAUGAGAUGGAAGACAUCCAGCAGGAGAUCACCGUGCUCAGCCAGUGUGACAGCCCCUACGUCACCAAGUACUACGGCUCCUACCUCAAGGGCAGUAAACUAUGGAUCAUUAUGGAGUACCUUGGUGGUGGCUCAGCUCUGGACCUGCUGCGAGCAGGGGCAUUUGACGAGUUUCAGAUUGCGACCAUGCUGAAGGAGAUCUUGAAGGGUCUGGACUACCUCCACUCUGAGAGGAAGAUUCACAGGGACAUCAAAGCGGCCAACGUGCUCCUGUCCGAGUGUGGCGAAGUGAAGUUGGCAGACUUUGGCGUGGCGGGCCAGCUGACAGACACCCAGAUCAAACGGGAGACGUUCGUGGGCACGCCAUUCUGGAUGGCCCCUGAGGUCAUCCAACAGUCUGCCUAUGACUCCAAGGCUGAUAUUUGGUCUCUGGGCAUCACUGCCAUCGAGCUGGCCAAGGGUGAGCCUCCCAACUCAGACAUGCACCCCAUGCGGGUCCUCUUCCUCAUACCAAAGAACACCCCACCCACCCUCAGUGGAGACUUCUCCAAGACCUUCAAAGAGUUUAUAGACUCCUGCCUCAACAAAGACCCUUCAUUUAGGCCAACAGCUAAGGAGCUUCUGAAGCACAAGUUCAUAGUGAAGAAUGCCAAGAAGACGUCCUACCUCACUGAGCUGAUAGACCGGUUGAAACGCUGGAAAGCUGAGGGACACAGUGACGGAGACUCCAGCUCUGAAGACUCUGACUCGGAGUCCAGCAACAAGGAGAAUGACUCCUCCCAGCCAGGCUGGUCCUUUACUACUGUUCGCAAGAAGAAAGACCCAAAUAAUGUGUCCAAUGGAACGGACCAAGGCCUCCUGAAGUCUGGCAGCUUGACCACACUGAUCGCCCCGGUAUUCACUGAGCUGCAGCGCAGGGAUGGACAGAUGAAGGGAGGGAUAGAGGAGCUGGAGAAAAACCUCCACAUGGCUGAGGACAUCUGCCCUGGAGUCACAGACAAGAUGGUCAACCGGAUCAUCGACAAGUUCCAGAGAUUUUCUGUGAGUUAGUGGCAUGUGGAGGGCAGGUUUAGACGCUUGAUGAGGACCACGCCUCCAGAGUGCAUCAUCCGCCUCUAUGCCUUUUCCCACCAUCCUCCAUGCCUCUCCUCUGAUCAGCCCCCACCAGGACCAUUGGAUGCAGGGAAAGAGGGAGGACUCCUGCUGUGCACACUCACUGAUCUUAUAACCAAAAAUGUUAUUUUUGAUUUGUAUAUUUGUUGAAAUAUGUUUAUGCUAUUUUAUUUAACCCCUUUUAAAAGUAGGCUCAAGCGUGUUACUGUUAUUAGUCAAUAGUAUUGUCAUAUUUUAAGUCUUUUUUUUUAUUAUAAGGACGUAACAUCAAUCUUCUGCUGAGCAUAAGACGUCUACUUAAGUCAGAUAUUAAGGAUAGUUUAGUUUUCAAUUUUGAGUUCAUUUUUUUUACUGCUACUAAAAAUGUUUAAGUAGCUAUAUUGUAGAUGUUCAGUGUACUGCACUUGUUUCUGAUGUCUAGCUUACCAUCUUCAUGUCACUUGUAGCAUUUAGAAACCUGCUGUUUGGAGAACUGCAUAUCUAGUCAAACCACAGGAGUUCAAUACCUCUGCUGAGAGCAGUCCGUGGGUGGGGGGAAAGGCUCAGACCAGUGGAUGUCUGUAAACGGAAACUUCUGUUCGGUGACGAUUCGAAAGGGGGUCACUUGUUUUGGGCAUUAGGAAAGACUGUAUCGGAAAUGGGAAGACUUUGCUGUGCAAAAGAUACAAAUCAUAUCUAUCUUGGGGGAUCUUAGCCCGAGAAGGGCAAUCCUAUUGGAGGUUUUGGAGAUCUACUUCUGAAGGAAAUAUGCACUGCACACACUUUGAUGGGGGUGCAGCUUUUUCUAAAUAUGCUUGCUAGUUUAUUUCCCUACUUAGACUAGAUCUCAAGGGAGAUGGGGUACUUUUCUGUCUUAAAGACACUAUGCUCUCCCUCUACCAAAAAUACUUGACAAGUGCUCAAGUGAAAUGGCAAUGUCGGUAUUGUAAUGUUUGAAACAUUGGUCUGAGUCCUUGAGUACUCUACGGGGAGUGGCGUCCUUUUGAACAAAUCCCAAAUAAAGAUUUUCUUGAGAAUGUUAUCAGCCAAGCUCAGACACAUACAUACAUACAUACAUACAAAAGGGUGCCAUCUUUGGUGUGGUGGUGACAGAGCCCCUUUUGGAAGGGAGGAAGUAUGCCAACUUAACAUCCAAUGGUGCCUAAUACUUAAUUGUAGUGAUAUUCUCUAUUUAAUUGUGGUCAUGUAUCAUCGAAUGCAUUAAAUAGUAAUAAUACGUUUGUGAAGGCAAUAAUGCAUUUGAUCAUUGCAUAUUUUUGUAUUUCCUCAUCAAUUACAUGCAGAUGGAAAACCAGAUUCUUUUUAUAUUUCUGUAUCUGACCUUUAUAAACUGUUGACUUAGCUUUACAGGAAGCUGUCAAAUGUAUAUAUUGGAUAGUCUUUGCUUCAAUCGUUGCAAAAUUCAUUUUGGUUUGGUUUUGAAAAUAAAUAUUUAAAUUAUGAA
This is a messenger RNA of Oncorhynchus kisutch (coho salmon), 3169 nucleotides long. Its product is annotated as serine/threonine-protein kinase 26-like. The transcript has 11 exons. The coding region runs from base 421 to 1662 and encodes 413 amino acids. Gene Ontology annotation, cellular component: cytoplasm; Golgi apparatus. Lineage: Eukaryota; Metazoa; Chordata; Actinopteri; Salmoniformes; Salmonidae. Gene Ontology annotation, molecular function: protein serine/threonine kinase activity; ATP binding. Gene Ontology annotation, biological process: protein phosphorylation; negative regulation of cell migration. The record is from RefSeq and is a predicted model, not a curated record.